This is a messenger RNA of Conger conger (European conger), 3277 nucleotides long. RefSeq names its product calpain-3-like. The coding region runs from base 268 to 2700 and encodes 810 amino acids. Gene Ontology annotation, molecular function: calcium-dependent cysteine-type endopeptidase activity; calcium ion binding. The transcript is spliced from 24 exons. Gene Ontology annotation, biological process: negative regulation of apoptotic process; proteolysis. Gene Ontology annotation, cellular component: cytoplasm. Lineage: Eukaryota; Metazoa; Chordata; Actinopteri; Anguilliformes; Congridae. The record is from RefSeq and is a predicted model, not a curated record.
CAUUAAUGCAGAGGGUUCAGUGGAAGAGUUGGAGAAGACACUGGUGGAAAACCCAAGAAUAAAAAGUAUUUGUGACAAGGCUUGAGUAGACAUUGCAUCUGAAGAGCCAAUUGUGUGUACAUGGUUGCAGAGAGUUUUGGUCUGAGUGUAAAAAAAAAAAGGAUUGGAUUAACCACUGAAUCCCCUAACUUGGAGUUCUUUUUUUGAAUCUUUUGUUAAUAUUUUGUUUUUGCUUUCUUGUGAAUACUACUUUCUCGUACAACAACAAUGUUGAAGGUGGAGGAAACCAUUAAGAGAAAGGAUGAGAGUGGAGAGGAGAACAUGCCAUUGCCCAUGGGAGCCUCUCCCAUGCCGCCGGGAAGGAUUGGUCUUCCAAGCGCUACACCCGGCGGCAUCUAUGCGGCCAUUUUGAAUCGUAACCACACAGUCCUUGACGCUAAGCGGCUGAAGAACUUUAUAGAGCUGAGGGAUAAGUACUUUCACAAAAAAGUGCUGUUUGAAGACCCCCUGUUCCCUGCUGAUGAUUCCUCCCUGUUCUACAGCCGCAGGUUCCCCAUCGAGUUCCAGUGGAAACGUCCACCUGAAAUCUGUGAAAACCCCCAGUUCAUUGUGGGAGGAGCCAACCGGACAGACAUCUGUCAGGGAGUCCUGGGUGAUUGUUGGUUGCUGGCCGCCAUGGCCUCCCUGACUCUGAAUGAGAAGCUGCUUUACAGAGUCAUUCCUCCUGACCAGAGCUUCACAGAAAACUAUGCUGGAAUCUUCCACUUCCAGUUCUGGCGUUAUGGUUCCUGGGUGGACGUUGUUGUUGAUGACCGCCUCCCCACAUACAAUAACCAGCCGGUUUUCACCAAGUCGGCCAAAAAUAAUGAGUUCUGGAGUGCUUUGUUGGAGAAGGCUUAUGCCAAGCUGCAUGGUUCCUAUGAGGCCCUGAAAGGGGGGAAUAGUACGGAGGCCAUGGAGGACUUCACAGGAGGAGUGACUGAGUUCUAUGAGACAAAGGAUGCACCCAAGAACCUCUACAGUAUCAUGAAGAAAGCUCUGGACAGAGGAUCGCUCAUGGGCUGUGCUAUUGAUGAAUCCCUGGGCUUCACUGCCCCUCCCAAUGUGUUGGACCCCAUUAUUGAAAAGAUGCUUGCUGCUGCCCAGGCAAGCAAACCUGAGGAAGCUCAGUCAGGGGUGAUCAUUACAAUUCGGCAAGAACCCAAAACUCCCUUGGGACUUGUCCUUGGCCAUGCCUACUCUGUUACUGGAGUCGAUGAGUGCACAAUGACUGACAGCAAGAAGACGAAGGUGCGUCUCGUACGCCUUAGGAACCCAUGGGGCAAUGUGGAGUGGUGCGGUCCAUGGAGUGACAAGGCCAAGGAAUGGGCGUCUCUCUCCACCCCAGAGAGGAAACGAUUACAGCAACAGAACACCGCGGAGGGAGAUUUCUGGAUGUCUUUCAAAGACUUCACAAGGCAAUUCACCAAGGUGGAGAUCUGCAACCUCACCCCUGAUACCCUGGAGGAAGACACGGUCCAUAAAUGGACGGUAUCUGUUAACGAAGGCCGCUGGGUACGAGGUUGUUCCGCUGGGGGAUGCCGAAACUAUCCAGACACAUUCUGGACAAACCCGCAGUACCGGCUGCGCUUGCUAGAGGAGGAUGACGACCCUGAGGACGAAGAGGUGGCGAGCAGUUUUGUUGUGGCACUGAUGCAGAAGAAUCGCAGAAUGGAGCGCAAGGCAGGCGGGCAGCUCUUCACCAUUGGAUUUGCUAUCUAUGAGGUUCCUAAGGAGAUGCUAGGCCAGGAGCAGCACCUACCGAAAGACUUCUUCCUGUACAAUGCCUCAACAGCCAAAUGCAAGACGUAUAUUAACCUGCGGGAGGUUUCUCAGCGGUUCCGUCUGAGCCCCGGAGAAUAUGCCAUCAUUCCCUCCACCUUCGAGCCCCACCGCGAGGGAGAGUUCCUCCUCAGGGUCUUCUCUGAGAAGAGAAACAUAUCUCAAGAGAUAGAGAACAAGAUUGAAGCUGACCAUCCGGUGAUAGAAAAGUCAAAAAAGAAGAAGGCAAAGCCCAUUGUUUUUGUGUCAGAUAGAGCAAAAGCCAAUAAGGAGGUAGAGCUAGAAGAGUAUGAGGAGCAGCAGAUACCCAAUGGGAAAAAGGACAUGAAAAAGCCAGUUCCCGCAAAGGAAGAAACUGAGCAGGAGCGGCUGUUCCGUAGCAUCUAUGAGCAGAUUGCUGGAGAGGAUAUGGAAAUUUCAGCCAAAGAGCUGAUGAAUGUCUUUAAUAGGGUGCUGGCAAAACAUAAAGAAUAUAAAACAGAGGAUUUCAGUCUGGAGAGCUGCAGAAGUAUGAUAGCCCUAAUGGACACUGAUGGAUCGGGAAAACUGAACCUGCAGGAGUUCCAUCAACUAUGGAGUAAGAUCAAAAAGUGGCAGGGGAUUUUUAAUCGCUAUGAUGUCAACAAGUCUGCCACCAUUGACAGCUAUGAGAUGAGGAAUGCAGUUAAUGAUGCAGGCUUCCAUCUCAACAAUGAGUUGUAUCACAUCAUCACAAUGCGCUAUGCGGAUGAGAAAAUGAACAUCGACUUUGACAGUUUUAUCUGCUGCCUGGUGCGACUUGAAGGCAUGUUCCGGGCUUUCAACGCCUUUGAUAAAGAUGGAGAUGGCAUUAUCAAGCUCAGUGUCCUGGAGUGGCUCCAGUUGACUAUGUAUUCCUGAGGUACGCCACCCCCACACCCCCGAAGAACCCCUGUCUCUCUGCUAUACUGUGCCUGGGUCAAAUCCUGUCAGCAUCUUCAUCACUUCCUUUUCAGUUAAACUUCAAAUGCUUUAUUGGCUUGACACAUGCAGUGCUGUAGAACUAUUAUUUCAUGAAUUCCCCCCCUGGGGAUACAUAAAGGAAUAUCUAUCUAUCUAUUGAUGAUGAAUUAAUUGAUGGUUAAAAUCUACUCACUGAAAUGUUAAGUUCUCAAUAGUGUAUAUGGGGCAAGACUGAGAAUAAGACUCUGCGGUAAGUCUAAUUAGAUUUGUAAUGACCAUGCCAUACAGUAUAUACUCCAAUACUACCACAAAUGUACUUACCUGUUCUCAUUACAGAAUUCUUUCAUUAUUGGGGUUGGAGGUGAGCUCUGUAAACUGGGUUAUUAUGACAUGUCCAGUUAUGGUGUUACACCCUGAUAUUCACAGGGCUUCGGGGAAGUAUGUAGUUCGCCCAUACUCCUGUAGGUGGUAGCAAUACCACAGACUGCCAUUUCCGAUACGGUGAGAAAAAUAAAUAAAAAUAAAUCUUCAGUCA